Messenger RNA from Esox lucius (northern pike), 1302 nucleotides. RefSeq names its product mRNA export factor. The record is from RefSeq and is a predicted model, not a curated record. Bases 168 to 1286 code for a protein of 372 amino acids. Gene Ontology annotation, biological process: transcription-dependent tethering of RNA polymerase II gene DNA at nuclear periphery; RNA export from nucleus. Gene Ontology annotation, cellular component: nuclear pore. NCBI's taxonomy places the organism in Eukaryota, Metazoa, Chordata, Actinopteri, Esociformes, Esocidae. Gene Ontology annotation, molecular function: RNA binding; ubiquitin binding. The transcript has 13 exons.
AACUGCAGUAACUACGUGAAACACGCUCUAUCAGCGCAUGGGCAGGGAGCACUUCCGUUUCAGCUCACCGCGCAACAUUUCCUUCGUCUAAGCUUUCCAACGUAAAAAAGUUUUCUGUACUGCUUUUAGAUUACUAACCGCGUGUUGGCUGAAGUCAGUCCCUCGUCAUGAGCUUGUUCGGAACCAGCACAGGCUUUGGCGCGGGGGGAUUCGGAGCGGCAACUACAGACACCCACAACCCAAUGAAGGAUGUGGAAGUUACCUCGCCCCCAGAUGACAGCAUCAGUUGUUUGGCGUUCAGUCCCCCUGCCAUGCCAGGGAACUUCUUGAUAGGGGGGUCCUGGGCCAAUGAUGUGAGGUGUUGGGAGGUACAGGACAAUGGACAGACAGUCCCCAAAGCCCAGCAAAUGCACACAGGUCCAGUCCUUGAUGUCUGCUGGAGUGAAGAUGGAAGCAAGGUUUUCACUGCUUCUUGUGACAAGACUGCCAAAAUGUGGGAUCUCAACAGCAACCAGGCAAUACAGAUUGCACAGCAUGAUGCACCUAUAAGAACAGUCCACUGGAUCAAAGCCCCCAACUACAACUGUAUCAUGACAGGGAGCUGGGACAAAACUCUGAAAUUCUGGGACACCCGCUCGCCCAACCCAAUGAUGUCCCUGCAGUUACCGGAGAGGUGCUACUGCGCAGACGUGGUGUAUCCCAUGGCAGUGGUAGCAUCUGCAGAGCGAGGCUUGAUUGUAUAUCAGCUCGAAAACCAGCCCUCUGAGUUCCGGAGGAUAGACUCACCACUCAAACACCAGGUGACUGGUUUCACAUACCAGCACCGCUGCAUAGCCAUCUUUAAAGACAAACAGAACAAGCCUGCCGGAUUUGCUCUCGGGAGCAUUGAAGGCCGGGUUGCCAUUCACUACAUCAACCCACCCAAUCCAGCCAAGGAUAAUUUCACCUUCAAGUGCCACAGAUCGAAUGGAACCAACACAGCCACACCACAAGACAUCUAUGCUGUGAAUGCUAUUUCCUUCCACCCUGUGCAUGGGACACUGGCAACUGUUGGCUCUGAUGGACGCUUUAGCUUCUGGGAUAAAGACGCCCGCACUAAACUGAAGACCUCGGAGCAGCUGGACCAGCCAAUUACAGCAUGCUCCUUCAACAACAAUGGCAACAUAUUUGCCUAUGCCUCCAGCUAUGAUUGGUCAAAGGGACAUGAGUACUACAACCCUCAAAAGAAGAACUACAUCUUCCUGCGUAAUGCUACUGAGGAGCUGAAACCACGAAAUAAGAAAUGAUUUGGACUGUUGUUUC